Molecule: messenger RNA, 1003 nt
Organism: Hibiscus syriacus
Lineage: Eukaryota; Viridiplantae; Streptophyta; Magnoliopsida; Malvales; Malvaceae
Product: NDR1/HIN1-like protein 1
Exons: 1
Coding region: 108-737 (209 amino acids)
Biological process (GO): defense response to other organism
Source: RefSeq, a predicted model, not a curated record
UUUUUAUUAUACAAUACAAAUACGCCCAACUCUUCAUCACCUUCAUUUCAUUCUCUCUCUUCCUCGAAAACCAACUUCCAUUUCUCUGGCAUUUUCUACCCACCACCAUGGCGUCCAAGGAUUGCGGCAACCACGGCAAAGGCCGCCAGAAACUCAUCGGAAGAAUCAUCCGAUGCCUUCUGGUUUUCCUCGUCAUCGUUCUCAUCACAAUCCUGAUCAUCUGGGCAGUCCUCCGCCCCACCAAACCCCGCUUCAUCCUCCAAGACACCACCGUCUACGGUUUCAACGCCUCCACCCAGAAUUUCCUCACCUCCAACUUCCAAGUCACCGUUUCUUCUCGGAACCCAAACGACCGAAUCGGGAUCUACUACGACAGGCUCGUCACCUACGCCACUUACAGGAACCAGCAGAUCACUCUUCGGACAGCGCUCCCUCCGACAUACCAGGGUCAUAAUGAAGUCAAUGUCUGGUCGCCUUUCAUAUACGGGAAUAUGGUCCCUAUAGCUCCGGAUUUCUCAGUCGCUCUGAAAACCGAACAAGCCGCCGGUUCGGUUUUCAUGGUGAUCAAGAUUGAUGGACGGGUGAGAUGGAAAGUUGGGUCUUUUAUAUCCGGAAGAUAUCAUCUUCACGUUAGGUGUCCGGCGUAUAUAACUUUCGGUAGCAGAAGUAACGGAGUUUCCGUCGGUCAAAACGCCGUUAAGUAUCAGAUCGUCACGCGAUGCAGCGUUAGUGUCUGAAAACUAAUCAAGAAAACAAGAAGAAAGAGGUGGAUGUAACAAACGUGUCGUCAAAUAUAUCGUUUGUUUAUCUCCUUUUUUUUACUUAACGCCGUUAGUACAUCUAUAUAUAUAUAUUUUUUUUACGAUUUGUACAUUUUGCUAUAGAAUAAAUGAACAAAAGAAUUGAAAGGAAAAGCAGAUAGCAAAAUCUACAAUAAGAUAUAUGUAGUUUCUUUAAGGGAUGUAAAAUUGUGGCAUUAAUAAGAUUUCAUUUUCAUUAGUUU